Varanus komodoensis (Komodo dragon) is the source of this 2082-nucleotide messenger RNA. RefSeq names its product transmembrane protein 106A (gene TMEM106A). NCBI's taxonomy places the organism in Eukaryota, Metazoa, Chordata, Lepidosauria, Squamata, Varanidae. The record is from RefSeq and is a predicted model, not a curated record. The transcript is spliced from 10 exons. Bases 480 to 1274 code for a protein of 264 amino acids.
GCUUCGUAGAGGAUCGUUGCAUUGUAUCCGAGUCUAACGAAAGGGGCGAAAGGACAAGGAAGUGCUUGGCAGGGGUGGAGCUCUUUGUUUUCCCCCUCAAGCAGGAGGGGCACCAUUAAUUUUCAUUUUCAGUUCGGCUCCGUGUUGGUCUCGAGUUGCCUGCCUCAUCUAUGGGACAACUGGCCUGAAGUGAAAACACAGUAACGAUAACUGGGGAAACACAAGAGUGUUGUUUUCUUCUUUCCAUAAAAAGCCUGGAGUGGAGUUGUGCCUUCGACUUGCUUGAGAAAGAGGCAUGCUAUGUGGCAAUUAAAGAUAAUCUCCUUCAAAGCAAUGUGACCAUCGGACACUGACUGGACCUACAUUCGUGGAAACUGCUGGUUUUCUCCUUGUGCUCCCUUCUGAUUCUCAGCUUCAGUGGGGAACCUUUGGAAGUGACCCUUUGCUUGCUCCUGACUUCCCCAGGUGUUAGGGGUGCAAUGGAUAAGGCCCUCUCGUGGGUCAGGAAUCUAUUCCCUGAGAAAGACAUGGAAGAAAGUAAAUCGAUUCUGCAAAGAAAUUCAUCAGCGGAGAGGGAAACAUCCUACUAUACCAGCAUCAAUGGAGGGGAUACUACAGAGGUCUCCUGCAUUCCUUGUGCCGGCAUCAGCAGCCGGUCCUCUGUCACUUGCCCUACUUGCCAAGGCACUGGAAGGAUCCCCCGAGAGCAAGAACAGCAGCUGGUGGCUCUCAUUCCAUAUGGAGACCAGCGGCUGAAGCCCAGGAGAACAAAGCUGUACGUGUCUCUCACAGUGGCCAUUUGCCUGCUGAUGACAUGCCUCGUGAUGUACUUCCUGUUCCCACGUGCCAUCCUGGUGAUCCCGGCUGGACUCAAUGCCUCCUCCAUCUCUUUUGAUAAUUCGUCUUACAGCAUUACCCUCAAUAUGACUAAUAUACUGAAUGUGACCAACAGCAACUUUUACACGGUGACUGUGGCUCAGCUUGCUAUUGAAGUCUUGCACAAGACACUGGUGAUCGGGAAAAACACCAUGAUGACCCAGCUGGACAUCAGGCCACUGCAAGGGUCUCAGAUACUUUACAGUGUCUCCAGUAGAAUCAUGGAUAAUAACACUUACAAAAUUUGCACUUGGUCCAAAAUAAAAGUUCACAAUGUUCUUCUGCACAUACAGGGUACCCUGACUUGCUCCUAUCUCUCUCACUCAGAGCAGCUGUCCUUUGAGAAAUACCAGUAUGUGGACUGCAGAGGUAAUGCCAUACUCCCCAGCAUGUCCUGAGUCCAUGCAUCUCCAUGGCUACACUAAACUUCUCCAGGGGUUCCUGUUGGCUUCAUCUUCCGUGCUCCUCAGUCACAUCCCUCCUGUGAACCAGCUACGUUUUGCAGCUCCGAUUCAGUGUUGGCAAUUCUGCUGCAAAACAAGCCAGAGCAGUACAUUUUCUCUCAAGAGACUUGGGGACGUUGUGGGUUUUGACCAUUUGUGCCUUGAGGGAACAGCGUAAAUGCAACCACUGGUAGAAAAGAUAGUGCUGCUGGUAAACCGUGCCAGAACUGCUGGUUUCUGUGGUGGAAUUUGCAAAGGUGGGGCUGUGUGGAUCAUUGGCCGGCUGCUCAGAUUGCACUGAUAUUCUGUAAACAUUUCCUAGAGGCUGCUGGCCUAGAGCUAGGAUUUAGGGCAAUGCAACCUGCUCGUGUAGUUUCCAUGGAGGACUGGGAGCUGACCUCUGAGCCUUUGUUCAAAAUCAUCAUCUCCUACACUUUAGCAGCUGGGAGGAACCUGGGACUUCGCAAGUCCUGCUUCUCAGUGCAGCUGUUUGUACCUCUUUCCUCAAAGCCUUCUCGCUGGGUAUUAGGUCAGUUCAUAGUAGCAUGUGGGGAGGGGAGGGGGAGGGAAGAGUAUGUAGCAUUGAAAUGGCUUAGGAAGUCACAAACAUCUCCAUGUAGAAAUGCUGCCUAACUUUAUCCCUUUCCUGCAAAAUCCUCUUGUGGGUUUUGCUGAGAGAACAGCCACAGACAUCAAUUUCCUCCUGGGCAGUUUGGGCCAGUUCUCUGUGUUCUUCUAAAUAAAAUAGUCUCAUGCAUCGUUA